UUUGACAUGUGCUGUUUGUUGCACAGACAACAAAAUGAGCAAAGAUGAAGAGAGGCAAUUUAUCACUGAAGAAGAUGGAAGUAAUGGGGUUUGCUGGAUGCAGAGUCAAACUAUGGACAACGAAGAAGACGAGGCGUUAACAAAUAAGCACAAUGACAGAAAAAUUACAACAUUAGACGAUUUAAUUUCCAACAUAAAGUUUGGAUCUCUUCACCUCAAAAUGUUAAUUACAACUGGUGGAGCAUAUUUCGCAGUCUGUGCAGAAAUAGUCGUGGUCGUUUUUCUGAGUGACCUGGUGAAGAAAGAAUGGAACCUUGACAAGUUCAUUUUUUCUCUGAUACCAUUGGGGAGUGGUAUCGGAGGGAUCCUAGGGGAAUGUACUUUUGGAAUAUUUAGUGAUAAAUUCGGAAGAAAGUGGCCAUUUGCAAUAGCAGUGUCUCUUGUAGCUUUAUUUGGCAUAGCUUCAGCAUUUGCACCAUCAUUUAUGGUCCUGGUUGUUUUGCGUUCCUGUGUGUCUGUUGGUAAUGGAGCAGUCUCAUCUAUUGUCUUUGUUUACCUUUUAGAAUUUCUACCGCAGAAAAAUCGGGGAAAAUGUAUGGUUGGUGUGACUUUCUGUGGUGCACUAGGAGCUGUGUAUACAGGUGGAAUGGCUUGGUGGCUACUGGAGGGACAUAGCUGGAGAACGUUUGUGGCUGCCUGCUCCACACCAGCAUUUAUUGUGGGUGUUUUAGCUUUCUGCUUGACAGAAGAAUCUCCAAGAUUUCUUUUUAUUUCUGGUAAAACCUACAGAGGCAGGAAAGUGCUGCAAAAAAUGAUUAACGAACCCUUGGCAUGGCAAGGUGAAAUUGAGUGCCCACCAUUAGAGAAGCGAGGUCAAAUUCUUGAUUUAUUCACCCCAGGGAAUGGGUGGAAGACUUUCAACCUUGGAGUAGUCUGGUUUUUACAGGCAGCAGGAUACUGGGGGGUGACCAUGUACCUCCCAGAAUACAUGGGAUCACAAGGAGUGGAUCCAUACUUCAACAUGUUCACCAUUUUCAUUGGAGAACUCCCUGGACUCUGUCUCGCUAUGAUAUUGAUCGAGCCCUACAUGUUGGGUCGCAUUAGAUGUUUACAACUAUUCUCUUUCUCUACAUGUGUAUCAUUGAUAUUAUUUGCAUUCGUAAAAUUAGACUUUCUGAAAGCAGUAUUUGUUAUUGUCUGCUACUUUUUCAUGGUACCGAUUUACUCCAUUUUGAGUACUUAUACUCCUGAGGUUUAUCCAACUGGCAUACGCAGCACUGCUAUGGCUACAAUGUACAUGGUUAUUGAGAUUCCCGGCUUAGUUACUCCUUUUGGCGGGGAGUAUUUGUUGUCCAGUAGUAUAAAUUGGCUAUAUCCUGUGGUGUGGGCUGGAGUCUUCUUAUUACAGAGUAUGGCUGUUUGUGGAUUGCCAUCAGAAACAGCAGGAAAAGCAUUGAAGGAUUCACAGAAAGAGACACUGAUGGAGGAUGUUGCAGAGACUUCCAUUUCAUAGGAAGGCAGCUGUGUAAUGUGUAAACAGUGUUCUGUUAAGCAGGAGUAUCGAUGAUGAAUUUGUUAAUGCUUUAAUUGUCGUCUUUCAUUUUUGUGUGUGCUUUUUAUGUUGUGAAUCAAUAUUUAAGGCAUUGUGAAAUAUUUUGAGAAAUAAGCUAGUUAUACAGUCAAUUUAUCAAGAUUUACAACAAUUGAAUAUUCUAGAUGCCCAGGGUAUGAAAAAGACAAUCACUUUUACUGCCAUACAUUGUUAUCAUUCUGCCUUUAUAUUAAGUGGUCAGAAAAGAACAUGGGUGAAUAAGAUUGCAUAAUUACUAAUUGGUUUGAUGACACAUUACAUAUUGGUUUGAUGGUACACCUACUAAUUUGGAAAAAUUGUGUAGAAGUCUACCAUAAAUUCAUUGCUAUAUAACAUAGUUAAACAUACUGAUAUUAUGCAAAAUUUUCAAUUACUGACAGUGGUAUUUUUUUAACAAACGCAAAGAAGAAAAUUUGAUAGUUUUUGUUUUGAUCAAAGCCCCAUCUUCUUUUAAGGUGGUAUGGGACACUUCCAUGUUGUGACGUAUUGUUUAUCGAAAUAAACAAUAAAAUUAAGUGCAGUUAUAUAAGUAGUUUCUUUCCCAAUAUUGUCAUCUAACAGCGUAGCGCAGUGAGUUAGAGGGUUUACUACGAAUCUGUAAGUCAUGAGUUCGAAUCCCACUGUGGGUUUUACAAUUUUUACCUUUCAAAAUAUUUUUAAAAGGUAUUUUUUAGUUAGAUAUUGUAAAAUUUGAAAAUUCUAAACCUGGAAAAUAUUUCAAUUAUAAUGUACUUUAAUCCACAUUAAUAUAGACAGAUGUCCCAUACCACCUUAAUUUUUUAAAACUAUGAACGGAUGUAUUUUCAUAAUUAUUCUUCUGAAACAUUCAAAUGCUGUUCUACAAAAUGAAAUAUAUAUAAAUGUACAGCAGGCCAUUCCUACAAACAAUUGAAAUUGGUUCUAUUAUUAAUUACAUGUAUAUUUUAAUUUAACCUGACCAAAAAUUUGGAAUUUAAUCCACUCUACAAAACAACUGGAUCGAUACAAAAUUUUAGAAACUCACCAAUGGAUUAAAAGAUAGGUUGGAUUUUCAUUUUUCAUGCAUCCCAAGGCAUUUUACUUGGCUUAUUCACCCAUCUUCUUUCAAAACAUUGUUUAUGUAAACAGGCAAUUUUGUAAGACGAUUUGUACGUAGUAUAAUGAUUUACCAAGAUGAAUUUAUUUUAAAUGCUGGCAUUAUUAUUCUAGUGAGUGGAAUUUUGAUCUCAAAUAUGAUAUAUUCAACAUAAAGCAUUUAUCUUGUAUAAUUUGUGUUUUU
Magallana angulata is the source of this 2849-nucleotide messenger RNA. Its product is annotated as synaptic vesicle 2-related protein-like. Gene Ontology annotation, molecular function: transmembrane transporter activity. Gene Ontology annotation, biological process: transmembrane transport. The transcript is spliced from 3 exons. NCBI's taxonomy places the organism in Eukaryota, Metazoa, Mollusca, Bivalvia, Ostreida, Ostreidae. The record is from RefSeq and is a predicted model, not a curated record. Bases 35 to 1513 code for a protein of 492 amino acids.